This is a messenger RNA of Silurus meridionalis, 1318 nucleotides long. Its product is annotated as zona pellucida sperm-binding protein 4-like. The coding region runs from base 39 to 1289 and encodes 416 amino acids. Gene Ontology annotation, cellular component: egg coat. Lineage: Eukaryota; Metazoa; Chordata; Actinopteri; Siluriformes; Siluridae. The record is from RefSeq and is a predicted model, not a curated record. Gene Ontology annotation, molecular function: acrosin binding; structural constituent of egg coat. The transcript is spliced from 8 exons. Gene Ontology annotation, biological process: binding of sperm to zona pellucida; prevention of polyspermy.
CUAGUAGUCAGUAUACUGUUGUGUGUAGUUCAGGAAAAAUGGUGGCUUCUGGGGUAAGUUUAGGAAAAAUGGUGGCUUCUGGGGUAAGUUUAGGACUUGUCGGUGUUCUUCUUGCUGUCACUUUUGUGAGUAGCUCACCUGCAGCUCCACCAGGUGUGAAGGUGCCGUUUCAUGAUCCUCAAGUUCUUCCAAAGCCAACUUUGCAGCCACAGAUGCCUGGCUUUGUUCAGCAAUGUCAAGUGAAGGACUACGAAAGGGUUCCUUGUGGAGAACCUGGAGUACAGGCUGCUCGGUGUAACUCCUUGAACUGCUGUUUUGAUGGCCAGCAAUGCUACUAUGGGAAAACUGUGACUGUCCAGUGUACCCUUGAUGGCCAGUUUGUGUUGGUGGUGGCUAGAGAUACAACCCUUCCCAGGAUAAGCCUCAGUUCCAUCAGCAUGCUGGGAGGAAACGCUGGACCCUGUAGUCCUGUUGACUCCAAUGCAGUUUUUGCUGUCUACCAGUUUCCUGUCACUGCUUGUGGGACCAUCAUGAUGGUUCAAGCUGGAUAUGUGAUCUAUGAAAACAUGAUGUUCUCAUCCUAUGAAGUUGGAGUUGGACCCCGUGGUGUCAUCACAAGAGACACGACUUAUGAGCUUUACUUCCAGUGUAGAUAUUCAGGUGUUGGCUUUGCGGCGUUGACUUUUGAACCUUCGGCUAAUGCUGACCCCAUGCCUCUUGUUGCUUCUGGACCACUUCAAGUAGAACUAAGACUAGGAAAAAGCCACUGUGCAGUAAAGGGCUGUGCAGAAGAACAAGUGGCCUAUAACUCGUACUACAGUGUUGCUGACUAUCCUGUGACCAAGAUUCUGAGGGAACCUGUUUACGUUGAAGUGCACAUCUUUGGGAGAACGGAUCCAAAUAUUGUCCUGGUUCUGAACAGCUGUUGGGCCACUGCUUCCCCGAACCCCUACAGCUCUCGUCAGUGGGACCUUCUGGUGAAUGGGUGCCCCUACACGGAUGACCGUUAUUUGACCAAGCUGGUACCAGUUAAUGAAACGUCUGGACUUGCCUACCCUACCCAUUACAGGCGCUUUGUUUUUAAGAUGUUCACAUUUGUGGAUGAGACCGCUAAGGCUCCACUGCAUGAGACGAUCUACAUCCAUUGCAGUACAGCUGUCUGCCUUCCAAGUGCACAGGACUCUUGUGAACCACAGUGCUCCAGAAGAAGAAGAGAAGCUGCAGCAGAAGGCUCUUCUCACACAUCAGUAGUGUCUAGUGGUGAAGUGAUCUUUACCAGAGUAAGAUGAAUCUGUUAAAUAAAGAUGUUUUGCUUUAA